AUGGCGAGCUCCUACUCCUUCCCGCUGUUUAAGCCGGAGGAGAUCGUGCCGGCGCUGCACAGCUACGGCAUCGCGCCCAGCCCCAACCUCUGCGCCGAGGACGUCGUCUACCCUCAGCCCGGCUUCGUCGCCAAGCGACGAGCCCGACGAGCAGCUACAGUCCAGGCGCUGCAGUUCCGGGACCUCAAUCUCCGCGACCUCCUCCGCGCCGACGGCCCCCGUGUCGUCGACAUCCUCAGCGCCCUCAUCAACUAUCUCCUCUUCAGGCAGGAGAAGCUCACCUUGCUCCAGCCCAUCGUCCAAGAGUACGGCGCGCCUGAUGAACGGCACACGGAGCUCAGGGCUAAGAUCGCCGAGCUUACGAAGGCGAAAGAGGACCAUCUGCUUAAGGAGCAGAUGGAGGCACCCAUGGUCCAGCAGCUUGAAAAGGAGGUCAAUGCCCUCAAGCAGAGGCUUCAUGAUUACAACAGAGAGCAGCUGUCGCUGCGCGUUGCAUCAAAAGCCUUGGACGAAAAGAAAGAGGAGACACUAAGGAAGAUCAACCAGGCUGAUUUUGAGUUGGUGAAAGCUAUGCAAGAAAAGGAAAAGCUAUCAGCCAAAAUUGUCCAUUCCCCUGAAAAGCUCCAGAGGAACCUUGAGGAGAAGAAAGCAGUCCGUGAUGAGUUAAAGAACUUAGAGAAGAUGGCAAUGCAGAAAAUCCAAGAGAAAACCGAUACUCUUGAGAUGUAUACUAAGGUUUCUGAGAAACUAGCGAAGCAUCUCUCUAAAAUUUCUGCUGUACUUGAAAAAAGCGCUGCUGCUAAAGCUUCUGAGAAGGAUGUUAAAGCACACAAAGAGAAGACCAGUGAUCAAAAUUUGGAGAUAAAGGCACUUCGCAAUAAAGCUGCUGAAUGGGAAAUGAAAGUACUCGAGAACGAGGCCAAACUGAAAGCAAAGGAGAAACAAAGGGAUCAAAGAGUUGGAGAGAACAAUUGGAAGAUGACUGCAUUGAAAUAUGAAGUUGAAUCGGAGCACAAGUGCCUUGAGGAGAAACAAAGAAAAAUAAAGGAAAAGAUUGACAAGCCUUUUCUCCAGGCUAAGAUGUACAUGGAUGGCUUGGAUCAAUCCUUCGACGAGACUGAUGAAGCUGCAGUGAUGUUGAACACUAUAGCCCAGAGUGGCGCUUGA
This is a messenger RNA of Miscanthus lutarioriparius, 1167 nucleotides long. Lineage: Eukaryota; Viridiplantae; Streptophyta; Magnoliopsida; Poales; Poaceae. The record is from the annotation of a GenBank genome assembly.